Messenger RNA from Nylanderia fulva, 1562 nucleotides. RefSeq names its product Death regulator Nedd2-like caspase (gene Dronc). Gene Ontology annotation, molecular function: cysteine-type endopeptidase activity. Gene Ontology annotation, biological process: regulation of apoptotic process; proteolysis. The record is from RefSeq and is a predicted model, not a curated record. Lineage: Eukaryota; Metazoa; Arthropoda; Insecta; Hymenoptera; Formicidae.
CCCUCAUCGAUGACAAGCAACUAUAUGGGGAUGGGACUAUGGGACUUGAGAUGCUUGAUUUUUACAUGCAGAUGUUAUAUAUGUAUAUCGGGUUGUCCGUGGUCAAGAUGGUGUUGAUAGGAGAGAUUUCGUCAUCGUCCAAGAAUCUGGAAAGAUUUCAACUACUUGGUGCUGUUGUCGAUUAAUUUGACAAGUUCUCCUUGCCGCGUGGACGCUUAGGAUUCGGCUGCUCAAUUGUCAGUGUUGCUCAGGCUUAGGUAGAUUACGGAGCUGUCUGACACAUUGUCUCUCACUGCCUUUUACUGCCUUCUUGACAAUGGAGCAAAGAGAUCGCGAGCGAAUAACUUUCUGCUGCGACAGUGUCGUGUCAAAAAUUGAUAUGACCAAACUUUUGCCAAAAUUGUUGGAAAACAAGGUGUACAACAGAGACGACACGAACAUGGUUCGCUGGAAGGACACCAUUAUGACACUAGAUACAGUUAGAGAAAUAUAUUUGACGAUAAAAACACGAGGACCUUAUGCAUUUAACAGCUUACUUCUUAGUCUAAGACAGUCCGAUCAUGGAGAUGUAGCAGAUAUAUUGCAAGGAAAAACUAGUGCAAAUAAUAAAAUAAGCUUGAAUCAAGUAUAUAAUAUUAAUGGACCGAUUUGGUCAGAGAAGCCUUUAAUAGUAAAGCUUUGUAAAGCAACGCAAUUUUUAGAUAGAGAAUAUGAAAUCAUUGAGCGUUAUCCUAUGCGAAGUAAACCUCGAGGAUUGGUUUUGAUAAUCGCAAAUAUUAAUUAUGAUUUAUCAGAGGAACCAAGAUUUGCGGCAGAACAUGACAUAACAAAUUUAAAAAUACUAUUUGAAGAAAUGGGCUUUAAAGUAAUUGUUCAUAUAAAUUUAAAAGGAUCGGAAAUAAAUGAAGUGGUAAAAAAUUUUCAAAAUGAUGAUUUGGAUAAGGUCGAUUCUUGUUUCGUAAUAAUAACCAGUCAUGGUACAGAAGAUCAAGAUGCCGAAGAUAAAGAAAAUAACACAGAAAUCCAGGGAAUUGAUUAUCAUAGUGCAAGCAGACAACCAAAUGAAAAAGUUCUAUGUACAAAUCUUUGCGAUUAUUUUACUGCAGAAGCUUGUCCACAACUUGCAGAAAAGCCAAAGAUAUUUAUUUUUCAACUGUGCAGAGGAAAAAGAAAACAGAUAGCUGUAGCUCACAGUAGGACUACCACUGAUACCAGUCUUAUUCCAAAUACGAAUUAUGAACAAAAAGCACCUUGCAAUAGAUCUCACGUUUUAACAACAAGGAAUUAUUCAGACAUGCUUAUAGUUUAUUCUACCUUACCUGGGCAUGUAUCAUAUCGAGAUAAAGUAACUGGUAGUUGGUUUAUACAUAUCCUGUGCAUUGUAUUUAUGCAGUAUGCUUGCACGACUCAUAUUCUGGAUUUAUUUAUUAUGAUUGAUUCAAUUUUGAAACAAAUCAGAAUAGGAAAAGACGUGCCUGAGUGCCAGACGUCAUCUAUUGAAGUACGGGGAUUCAACAAGCAUCUUUUUUUGAAUCCUGGCCUUUUCGAAACACAACAAUAAA